Molecule: messenger RNA, 1995 nt
Organism: Macadamia integrifolia
Lineage: Eukaryota; Viridiplantae; Streptophyta; Magnoliopsida; Proteales; Proteaceae
Product: putative transferase At4g12130, mitochondrial
Exons: 5
Coding region: 436-1677 (413 amino acids)
Cellular component (GO): mitochondrial matrix
Molecular function (GO): protein binding
Source: RefSeq, a predicted model, not a curated record
UCCCUCUUUUUAAACUUCAGCAAAGCAGUAAUGUUUCACUGGUUCAGGCAUUUCAUCAAACAGGAGAUGUCGGACUGAGAGCAGAAGCUAAAACAAGAGAUCUUUAAGUCUUAACUCAAGUCUUCAACUGUUCAUGUCGCCACCAAGUACCAACAUCACCUCCCCAAGUUGAGAUCCGUGGCGCAGCCGGAUCAUUCGCUCGUCUCUCUCUUCUGUCUAUACAAAAUGAACAUUUAUGUGGUCAAGCCACGUGGGCACAACCGUCGCGUCUCUGCUGCCACGUUACCGUGAUCUGCAAUACUAGAACCUUUGAAUAUGCAUGGCAGGUAUUGGACCAAAGUGCCGGGUAUUGCAAAAUCAUAAACCCAGAAAGGGAUAAGAAAGGUGGGGCUUUCAAAAUCGGCAGAGUUCAUCCUCGAUUUGCAGAACCCAAGAAUGAUGUAUCUUUUCAGGCCAUCUCUCAAAAUCUUGAGAACCCUUAACACUUGCAGAAAUCUCCAUUACUCAUCGACGAAGCUCUUCCCAUUCCGGCAAACCCAACUCGAUGACGCCGGUCCCAUGGCUUCUCUUCUCAAGAGUCGGUCUGUGAUUAGGUUCAGAGGCCCCGAUACCAUAAAGUUUCUACAAGGCCUCUUGACCAACGAUGUCACCCGAUUCAAUGAAACCCGCAAGGAGAAAACUUCUACGUUGCCUACACCCAAUCUUUCCACUGUAUCUGCAUCGCCACUCUAUGCUGCAUUGUUGACUCCUCAGGGGCGAUUCCUUUUUGACCUUUUCCUCUAUCGGCGUCCAAGCCCUGAUGACAAGCUUGAUAGAACAGGUUCUGGACCCGGUUCGGACCCCAAUGAGGAAUUCGAGCUGUUCGCAGACGUUGAUGCUGCUGUUUUGGAUGAGCUCUUGCAGUGCUUCAAGAAAUACAGAGUGAGGUCCAAGGUUGAGAUUGAAAAUGUGGCUGAAAGUUUUUGUUGCUGGCAACGUUUUGGUGGAUCUAUUUCUGAUAAAUCCUCAUCUGUGGAAGAGCCCGAUGCUGCAUCUGUUGGAUGGGGUGGUGGAGUUGAUCAGACUGGGGUGUCAGCUUCCCAGGGAAAUAAUCUUGGAUGGCAAUGGUUCAAGGAUCCCAGAUUGGAUUGUCUAGGUUUCAGGGGAAUCUUUCCAUCUGAUACAAUACCACCACUGGUUGAGGCUGACAAAGAAACUGAUGAGAAAAAUUAUGUUCAAUGGAGGUAUGAGAAAGGAGUUGCAGAGGGCUCAACUGAGAUUCCGAAAGGUGAGGCUAUUCCACUUGAAUACAAUUUUGCUGGACUAAAUGCAAUCAGCUUCGACAAGGGGUGCUAUGUAGGCCAAGAACUCAUUGCCCGUACACACCAUCGUGGUGUUAUUCGUAAGCGUUUACUUCCCCUAAGAUUUGUCAACGAAUCCGAAGAAGGAAUAUCAGAGAAGGUUUAUCCAGUUCCAGGGUCAAAUAUAGUUGCUUCUGAAACUAAGAAGGUUGGGACUGUGACAACAGCACUUGGGUGUCGGGGGUUGGGACUGUUGAAGCUGGAGGAAGCCUUCAAAGGAUCACGCAAACUGAUUGUUGGAACUCAGGACCAUGUGCAUAUUAAGGUCAUUCGACCAGAAUGGUGGCCUGCUGAAUGGUUUCAGGACCUUCAACAGGAUAGUGCUGCUGUUGCCUAGGUUGUCAUCUUGCAACUGGAUUUACAGGUUGCAAUUUCCACUGGAUAAGGCGUAUGGCUGAUGCUUCUGCCCGAUGCUAAGAUUUCCAAAGAGUUGGUUCUCAGGUGACUCAAAAGAGAACAAUCUCUUACAUGUUUUUGCAGCUUGAAAAAUAGAUUAUCUGACCACCAUCCCUUCCCCUUCCCCUUCCCUUUCCAAGGGUAAAAAUAAAAGUGGUUUCUGAAGAAACUGAGAAAUUAUAAACUGUAUUUGUGCUUUUUUAAAAUAAAAGAUCUGUAGAUUCUGCCACAAAAAUGUAAGUUUUUAUUUAUUUAUUUA